Molecule: messenger RNA, 831 nt
Organism: Brassicogethes aeneus
Lineage: Eukaryota; Metazoa; Arthropoda; Insecta; Coleoptera; Nitidulidae
Source: the annotation of a GenBank genome assembly
AUGGGUUCUCGCUCUAAAAUUUGGAGUUAUUUCAAGAAGAACGAUGAUCGUGUACAAUGUAAUAUGUGUGAUUAUAAUGUUUUAUUUAAUGGAUCUACCACCAGUAAUUUGUGGACUCAUAUUAGAAGCAAACAUGUUUCAAUUUUAAAUAGCAGCAAUGUAGAUGAAGAAAUUUUUGAGACAAAUCAAAAUCAGGCCAGUUCAUCCACUACUUUGUCGACUACCACGCAACCGAAAAUUACCGAUAUUUUUUCCACUGAAAAAAACAAUCAACUUAAACAAGAGAAAAUUACACAAAUCAUUACAAGAAUGAUAUGUCAGGAUGAACUGCCAAUUUCCUUUGUCGAAAAUGGUGGAUUCAAACAACUUCUAUCAUACCUUGCCCCUUGGUAUAAAAUCCCUGUAAAAAAAACAAUAAAAUUACGAAUCGAUGCCCUGUAUGACAUAGAGAAAAAAAAAAUUAUGAAAGAUAUGAGUACAAUCGAUGAUAUAGCACUAACUACCGAUUGUUGGAGCUCCCGAGCAACAGAAUCAUACAUAACAUUUACAGCUCAUUAUAUAACACCGGAAUGGAAACACUUUGCUUCUAAUAUCACAACAGAGCAUAUGGAAGAACGACAUACAAUAGCAAAUUUACAGGACAAAAUUGAUAAAAUUCUAAUCGAAUGGAAAAUUAAACCAAAAAGUAGAGCAAUUGUUCACGACAAUGCUGCAAAUAAAGUUGGGGCAGCCAAAAAUUUUCCAUAUUCGAUUAGUUGUUUUGCUCAUUCUCUGCAACUGGCUUUGAAUAAAAUAUUACUUGAACCAUACAGCAAAGACAUUAUUAAUUAA